AUGCCCAAAUGCGACCUCAAGACCAGAUAUAUCCCCGCGACAUUCGCCUGGACACUGCUUUUAGGAACAACAUCCCUGUUUUUUUAUUUUCCGUGCCAGUAUUAUCUUCACAGACAUCCAUGGGUUCCUGCAUACCAAGGUGUCAUAACAUUUUUUGUUUUGGCCAAUUUUACACUGGCCACUUUCAUGGACCCGGGGGUAAUACCAAAAGCUCCACCUGACGAGGAUCGUGAGGACGACUUCAGAGCGCCCCUCUACCGCAGCGUGGAGAUUAACGGCAUCACCGUUCGCAUGAAAUGGUGCGUCACGUGCAAGUUCUACAGGCCGCCGCGUUGCUCCCACUGCUCCGUGUGCAACCACUGCAUAGAGACCUUCGACCACCACUGCCCGUGGGUGAACAACUGCAUCGGCCGCCGGAACUACCGCUUCUUCUUCUUCUUCCUAAUAUCGCUCUCCAUCCACAUGCUGAGCAUAUUCGGCCUGAGCCUGUACUUCGUUAUGUACAACAAGAGCCUGACGCAGGUCGAGCCGAUCGUCUCAAUGGUGAUAAUGGGCAUAAUAGCUCUGCUGGCUAUUCCCAUCUUCGGGCUGACCGGGUUCCACAUGGUGCUGGUGUCGCGGGGGCGCACCACCAACGAGCAGGUGACCGGCAAGUUCACGGGGGGCUACAACCCCUUCUCGAAGGGCUGCUGGUACAACUGCUGCUACACUCAGUUCGGACCUCAGUAUCCUAGUCUGGUCCGCCCGUCGAAGUACACCUACAAGGGCGGCAAGAAGCGCCGCGAGGGCGCCGCCGUCGGCCAGUCGGCGUCCGCCAUCUCGACGAUAGCUACCGACACGCACCAGGUAAAGACGUACACGGCGGACAACGGCAGCGCCCACCAGGGCAGAGUCGGAGCGCACGCGCACUACAACAAGCUGUCGCCGGGGCGCGACGAGCACGAGGGCGAGCUGGAGGGGCCGGGCGCGUCGCAGAGCGCCGACUGCGAGCCGACGCCGCCGCCGCUGCAGCGCCGCGGCUCGGCCGCCAACCUGUUCCCGCCGCCCGAGCGCCAGCCGCGCCCGCACCACUACCCGCGCCUCAGCCCGCUGCCCAGGAACACGGGCCACGGCACCACGACGUCCGGCUAUCGGGUGGUGAUGGAGCCACUACGCUACGAGUCGGGGGCGAACGGUGCCCGGCCGUCGCCCACGAUGCAGCAACGCAUCAAAGCGUUAGGGGUGCCCACCCCCCUGGCGGUUAGCAGCCCCGUUAGGAGGUCGAACCCGGGCACGCCGACGCAACCGCGCCGCCCCGACUUCGGCGCUAGGGCCGCGUCGCCGCAGCGGCGCUUCCUCUCCGAGGGCGAGCUGCUGCGCGCCGAGCCGCCCGCCCCCCACCCGCACCGGCCGACGGCGGACGACAUACGCGAGCUGGCCGCGUCGCCGCAGCGCGGCUACACGUGGGCGGAGCGCCCGCCCGCGCCCCCGCAGCAGUCGCCGCUUGCCCGCCGCCGCGCCGCGCCCCCUCCCCAGCCGCACCCCGCGCGCCCCGCCCGCCCCCUCUCGUUCGUGCGCGCCCUCGAGGUGCAGGACCAGCUCGAGCGCGCGCCCCCCGCCGACCCGCCCGACCGCGCCUCCGUGUACGACUGCAACUACGAGAUAUCCGUG
Iphiclides podalirius (scarce swallowtail) is the source of this 1650-nucleotide messenger RNA. NCBI's taxonomy places the organism in Eukaryota, Metazoa, Arthropoda, Insecta, Lepidoptera, Papilionidae. The record is from the annotation of a GenBank genome assembly.